AUGGCUGCUACUAAACUGAUGAACUGCACCGGCGACUUCGUGCAUCCACUUGGACUUCACCCACCUUCACCACAAUUCCUGCCAGGCUCCGAACUUCAACCUGAUAGCAUCAGUGACGGCUAUGCGAUGGAGUGCAACCCGACCGAACUCUGGACAGUCGAGAGCAACAUUGACUCUUAUGUUGACGAUCGGUGCCCUACCGAAUGGGAACAUCCACCCUCACUACAGUCACCGCAAUCUCCAGAAUCGUUCGCCUGGUCCCCCAGUGGACUCGUCCCACGACCUAUUGACGCACUCAACAUCACCGACGAGUCCAGAGUCGUGCCGGAAGGCGUGGCAGCCAGAUUCGCGACCAGAGAGCUGAAUGCGUUACGCGAUGACAGCCUGACAGCAUUACCGCGGUCACCAACCGACGAGACCCCAAGGUCCAGUAAGCUCAAGACACUGGACAGUGCUCUGCUGAGGAAGUUGUUCAAAGCAACCAUCGACGAAAAACGUAGAAUCGAUGAAUCCAUGCGACAGAAGUCCCAAGAUGUCAGCGCCAAGGUCACUGCCAAAGCUGGUGUUGAAGCUCGCAGUAGAAGAGUUGUGGAGCAGGGGAGUCCCACCAUGCCGGACGACCAUGAAGUUGUUCGCGGCCUGAUGAAAAGCUUGAGCGGCCGGCUUCCGGGCAUUGCAUCAGAACAACUGCCCCCAGUUUCGGAGACAAAGUCAGAAAGCGCCAAGCAUCGGAGCUCCCAAGAUUCACAACGUUCAUCACCGGGAGGAUAUAGCAGAAGGGGAAGUCUCGACACUGUUAAACUGAGACGAAUUGCUGGAAAGAACGGCAAAGAAGCGUUCGCCGCCAUGCCACGCAGAUUGCCCAGCUUCAGUUCCGUCAAGUCCAGCAACGUCCGCGCCCUGGCCACUACCAAAGAAGAGGUGCAGGUCAAGGUAGUGAGUGAUCGGCUUCAAGACUUGCCUGGCCAUGGCCGCAAAAAGCUCGAAGCUCGUGACGCACGCAUCAAACAGCGAGAUUCAUGCAUCGUCGACCUUCAGAACUUCUUGCGAGAGACGGGCCCUAUCGAAAUCGACUCACCUGUCAUCGAUAAGCCAAAAUCCUCCAAACCGAGUAAGCAGCAGCAGCAGCAGCAGCCAAAGGACAAGAUUGAGAGAAUAAAGAAGACCGCAACUGCAGCUAAAGACAUUUUCCUGUCGCCGCUUGGUCCAAACGUGCAACAAGCGCCAUCUGCUUCACACGACGCGACAGCUCCGCAGGAAAUCUCGAUAUCAAAGCGCAGGGGCGAUUUGGCCCACAUGCAGGCGACCGUCGAGUCGACGACAUCUCAAACCUGUUCUGAUGUGCUCGCUGAGGUGACAGAGGGGCCACGACAAGACAUUGAAAGGGACUGGGCCCAGGUCACUCCACAGAAACAGAACACGUCUACACCGGGACUUCACCGAACAGGUCGAUCUGUCGACCCAACAACCUCGCCAAUCGCUGUCAAGAUGUCCCCGCGACCUGGGUUGCCCAAACUUGCGAUCAAAAUACCUGGUUCUUCGGGUUGGAAAGAGAUCUCGUACACUCAAGAUAUGUCCUCUCCAUCUGCUCGCGCGAAGUCUCCAGCAACGGCCAUAUCCCCCACAAUAUCAAAACAGUCAGUUCCGAACAACGUAAGACAGCAGGAUGCCGACGCACAGUCUGACGAGGAAGAGGAUGACGCCAAGGCUGAAGACGCUCGAUCUGAUGAGGAAUACGGAGAAGGGGAUCAAGUUGAUGAUCGCGAAAUCGAGGCAGUCAAGCCACCGAUGGAGCGCAAAGACUCCAAAACGGCUUCCCUCCACGCUGAGCCUGCUGCGCACAACACCCCAUCUCAGAAAGGUAGUUCUUACUGGUUCAGGGACUACACUUCGCCCAUGUCGAAGGCUUUCGAGUUCCGUCCCGUAGAGGGCACAUCUUCCAACACACCACCACUUCGCACGCCGCAAGCAGCAUCGAAGCAGAUUCAGGGUGUGGUAGAGGGCUGGGUCCAGGAGGCACACGAAAGUCGGAGCUUGAAGCUGGCAGCUGCAAAGCAAGUCUUGCGUGCUCCCCGAUCACCCGUCGUCGUGUCUCGGAGUCGAGGACUGUCAAGACCCUCCACCUCUCGUGGCUUCCGCGAACGCCCAGACGAAUGGAUGUUCUUAGCUCAAAACGCAGGCGCGUCUCCAGCGGGCGCCCUGAAUGACGCAUCUCGCCAUGCUUACAGGCGGAGCCGAUCGGCAGCCUCCAGUCAGAGAUUUACAGCUUUGUCACUUCACACACAGGAGGAAGUUGGGCAGGGAGUAGUGAAUGAAGACGAGCGAAAGAGUACUGCAUGGGCGGCCGCAAGCUCCAGAAGCACCAAAGUGCCGAUCAAGUCGAUGAGUUUCAAGUCUGUCCCUCCUAGUCGAGCUCAAAGUCGCCCUUCCAGCCGAGCUCAGAGUCGCUGUUCCAGUGUGGCACCGCCAAUAUCACCCCAGAAGGGAUGGGCCGGAGCGUCGCAGGGUUGGCAGCCGGCCGAGGAACAGAGUAUGGAUAGCUGGCCUGAGUAUCCAGACCUCGAUCACAUCUCGAAGUUCAGUACUGCAGAGCAAUCACGAAGGCGCCCCUCGCUGCCAUCUACGCAUCGAAGUCAGAAAUUUCAGGGAGCUUCGAUCCAGAGCUUGAACUCCAGAAAGUCGAGCGGGGCUUCUCAUCACUCAUCCACCACAUCGUGUCCUCAGUCAAUUCAUGAAGAAUCGGAGUGCAAUUCUCUAGUUAGCCAACAGCUAGAUGAACCACCGAUGCCCGCGUUGCCGGAGUCCUCGCACCACGUCUUGGCAGAUGAGCCAUCUAAGCAACCAACGACUCGGACAACGGUCUUCGCCGGGAAGGGCUGGAUCUCUCCACACCCUCUGAGCCGGUCGCCAACAGAAGUCGCCUCGUCGCCUCAAUCACGGAUCAUGUUGCCUAGUGAAGCAUUUCCGCACGGAGCUACCAUGACGUUUGAUGAGUGGAAGCAGAUGCAGGAGCAUGGGUUGCGUCUGCAUCACAACCACUCUAUCACGGAGAGUAGUAGGACAUACCAUGGCGUGUAUCAAGACGAGCGUUAUCGCCAUGCAGCGUGGGAAGGCCGUGGAUCUGUGGACGAGGGCAAUCUUGAGCGGGACGGAUCGCAGUCACCUGUGCAUUCCUCGCUGCGAUUCUCCGCCAAGACGCCACAUGCCACAGACAGUAGCAUCAAUGCAGAUAAGCACAGAGGCAGCUCCUUUUCUAAGGCAAACACUCGGCCAUCCGUGAAGGGUUCGUCUCUGUUAGCCCACGGCAAAGAGUUCACCGCGCCAGUAUUGGACGCCCGCAAUGAUGGCGGCGUAUCCUUUGUAACAGGGUCUGCAAAGUUCUCGCGACAUCAGCGCUCGAGUUCAGCUUAGGAGUUUGAACCGACAGCUAGUGAUGGUCCUCGACAGAGUUACAAGAAGGCCGAGAAGAUAGAAAGGAGUGGCCGCAAACUUGAGUCGGAGCACGCCCGGGAGCGCGACUCUCAAUCAAACCCAACAGUCAAACGAGCUGGAUCUCACCAAAAAAGCGAGGAAAGUCGACGUUCUCGUCGGAAUCAAGGCACGGGACACAGUGAGCUUUCGUCCAGGAGCCAUGGCUCGCGACACAUUCACCGCACUGAGCGCAGUAACCACAGUAGGCGCUCGGAUUGCACUUCACGAAGCUCCGAGGCGCAACACAGUCUUCGAUCAGGCGAGAGCAGGAACUCUCGCCGUGGUGCCGAAAUUGAACAGUCGUGGGAUCAGGCGGAGCGAGGCGUAGCGGG
This is a messenger RNA of Sphaerulina musiva SO2202, 3803 nucleotides long. RefSeq lists its product as uncharacterized. NCBI's taxonomy places the organism in Eukaryota, Fungi, Ascomycota, Dothideomycetes, Mycosphaerellales, Mycosphaerellaceae. The coding region runs from base 1 to 3411 and encodes 1136 amino acids. The transcript has a single exon. The record is from RefSeq and is a predicted model, not a curated record.